Molecule: messenger RNA, 2932 nt
Organism: Nomia melanderi (Alkali bee)
Lineage: Eukaryota; Metazoa; Arthropoda; Insecta; Hymenoptera; Halictidae
Gene: Pabp2
Product: poly(A) binding protein nuclear 1
Cellular component (GO): nucleus
Molecular function (GO): poly(A) binding
Source: RefSeq, a predicted model, not a curated record
UGUGUAACUGCCAAUGCUAGUAACAAAACGGUUCAUGACGAGGUAUUGUUCAUCUUGUUCGGUGAUAGCGUCAAUCUCUAUCGAGUUUGUAGAGCAUCGUGGAGUGCCGAUUGAAAAUAGUUAUUGAAUUUAUUAUAAAGUUAUUAUUUUAGAUAAUAGAAACGCCUGAAGGUAUACUCAAAUGUCUGAGUCAGAUCUCUUAGCUGCGGAUCAUAUUGAUGGUCUAGAUGGACUUGAAAAUGGUCAAGAUGGAGAUGCUAUUAUACAGUGCGAUGGUGUAAAGCGUGAAUUAAAUGAAGCAAACAUUGAUGAUCCGGUAUCUGAUUUUUUUCAACUAGAAACAAAUGAAUUGGAGGCCAUUAAAGCUCGAGUCAGGGAAAUGGAAGAAGAAGCAGAAAAAUUAAAACAAUUACAGUCUGAAGUGGACAAACAAAUGAACAUGGGUAGUCCACCUGGUAUAACAAGUCCAUUAAAUAUGUCACUUGAAGACAAAAAAGAAGUUGAUAACAGAUCCAUUUAUGUUGGUAAUGUUGACUAUGGUGCUACAGCAGAGGAAUUGGAGCAACAUUUUCACGGUUGUGGCAGUGUCAACAGAGUAACUAUACUGUGCAAUAAAUUUGAUGGGCAUCCCAAAGGGUUUGCUUAUAUUGAAUUCGCAGAACGAGAUUCUGUACAAACAGCUAUGGCAAUGGAUGAAUCUAUGUUUAGAGGACGGCAAAUUAAAGUGAUGCCUAAAAGAACAAAUAGACCAGGAUUCUCUGUAACCAACAGGGGACCACGAGGAACGCGAGGCUACCGAGGUAUGGCCAGGGGAAUCAUACGUGGCAGUGCAUACUUUGGGUAUAGACCUACAAGGCGACCUAGACGGGGUUACUACAUGCCGUAUUGACCAUUUUAAAAGAUCUUACUACUAUUUUACAAAUUAAGGUAAGUUCUUUACAUUGACAUUUAAUUUAUCUAUUUCCUAUGAUUGUUCAAACAUGAAACGUCCAUACUAGAGUAACUAAAGACUUUUUAUACUUCAGAGUAUUUAUAUGCGUUUAAGAUAUAUAUUUUUACGAAAUUAUGUAAAAUACAUUUGCAAUAUAGAGGCAAUAAUUGAUAUAGACGAAUUACUUUGUUUGAACAAUCAAAUUAUACAAAGUGUUUGACAACAGGUGAGAAAAAAUUUGAGAAGUAAUUUUUUAUAACGAUAUAAAAUGAAACCUAAGAGUAAAAAGAAUAUGAUUCUCACUUUAUUUUCUGGUAAUUAACAAUUCAAAACUUCUGCGAACUAUGACAGUUCACAUAUAGGGAUGUAUAUGUGGCAGAUCAAUGGAAAUAUAAACAGUAACACAUUAUAAAAACGUUAGAAACAGAUAUAAUGUACAAUACAUGCUGCUAUUGGUGAAUUUUUAAUGAUUUAACGAAGUUGUAAAUAUAUAAUUUUGCAUAAAGAUCUGCAAUCUAUAUUACUGCAGUUACAUAUAAGAAUAUAAUAGCAAAUAAAAUGUUUACACGCCUCUUUAGAAAACUGCAAUUUUUUAUGAAGAGUUUUCAAAGUUUCCGGAUGCAAUUCAUCUCCAUUGGGAAAGAUUUCUCGACUUUUCACUGACAUUGCAGCUAGUAUUAUGAAUAAUCUGUAAACUUAGUGAUACUGAUAAGAAAACUCAGUUUUCUUUUUAAAGUUAUGCUAUGUUUAGAUGAAUGAUAAUUACAGUUGAUGAUUUUUAAUUGAUCAGUUGAUCAAUUCAUAUAGGUAUUUGGUUAUCGUCCAUCCGAUUAUUGUAUACCUUUAAAAAGAAAAUACUGAUACUAUCCCAUCAGUGUCGGCGAGUUCACAAACUGCAGGAUGCUAGAUGCAAUGUUAGCAAAACGUUGAGAAAAUCUUUUCCAAUAGAUACAGCUCUCUUUCGAAAACACUUACUAUACUAUUUUUGCCUGUGGAGAUCUAAAAAAAAUCAUGAAUUUUUUACUUUUAACAUGUUCACGGACAGUAAAAAUUUUAAUGAGCUACGAAAAUAAAAGAAAUGUAAAUACAGUACUCUGAAGGUUGAAGUGUAUAAUAAUUUUAAAAAAUUAAAACUAUAUAGAAUUAAAUGCAUGAUAAUGUGACUUAUAAAUUUGAAUAUUAUAGCAUUCAUGUCAUUUUGCCUCACAAUGAAAAUGAAUGCUAUAGCAUUCACGUCCGUGAAUGUAUUAACCUUCGUUAUAUAUUAUUACAAAAAAUUACCUUCCAAAUAUUUUUUCCCAUUUGCUGUCACACAUACUGUGUACAAUAAAGCAAUACAUUUGUAGGAAAGGCUGGUGAAAAAAUUACAAAAUUUAGGUAUCAUUGUAAAAUUAUUAUUAUAAAUAUUAACAACAAAUAGUGAAAUAAAAAAUUACCGUUUAAUUUACUAGCCAUUCCUGGAAUGAAUGUGAAACUAUUAUUUUCUCAGUAAUAAUUAAUCUAUAUUUUGGAUUACUGUUUUAAUAUUCUGAUGUAUCUAUCUCAUUUGUCUCGAAAAUAUAAAUUUAUUAUGACAUUUAUUUGAAAUUUGAACUCAUAAAAGUAUCUGUCAAUUUUCUACAGUGAAUAGUAUAGAAAUCGUAUUUAGAUACAUUGGCUUUGUUAGGAAUACUACACUGUGCUCUACAUUUAUAUUCAGGCUUAUCACUUGUCCAUAUUUUACGUAUUGACAACAGAACGCCCGUAUUGAAUAUUAUUUUUUUUAAAAGAAGGAAGUAACUCAAUACGCUUUUUGUGAUAUUUUUUAUGGUAUUCUUAUGUUCAUAAACAAUGGAUGUUCCAAUCCAUACUGUAGAAUAUGGCCUUGUGAAAUGCAAUACAAGAUAUUGUAAGUUUUUGUGCAUAUCUCAUAGGUUACACAAAACUUACAUAUUUAUACGAACAUGCAUUACAGUAUAAUGCUGCUAAAGUGUUUAAGUAAAUUCUUAUGAUAUGUCCACA